AGAAUGAGCUAAACAAAUCACUGCAGUAUUGAUGGAUUUGGUGGGGGUGUGGUGGAUAGCUGAUGCAAUCGAGCGCAAGGUCUUUCAUUUGACAUUGAAUACUGGCAAAUGUAAACAACAUGGCAAGCUUCGACACCAACUCAAACAAGAACAGAAAGGAAAAGGAUGAAAUAGAUUUGAUGUAUUUCACAUUCUUGUCUUUGUUUCAUGCCGUGUUAUGGGUUGGAUAAAAACAUAACCUUUUUCCCCAUUUUGACAGAGAAAGCAUUUAGCAAUGAAACGUGGCUCAUUGACUAGCUCAUCUAACUAUAUAUUAUACAACAGAUUAAUCAAAUAUGAUGGAUAUGAAUGCUAACAUAAGUUUGAGGCCCUUUUUGAUGAUGAGUUAAUAGUAGUUCAGCUCAAAUGAGUGGGACUGCAAGUAAACGGUCUAUUUUGUUGGGUAGAAUAUUGUAUUGACUGCAUGAGGGACAUUCAGUUGGUUGGCAUCACGGGCAACUUUUUAUGUGUGGGGGUGUUGUUUUCAGGAAUUUCUUGAUAAGAUCUGCCAUAGGGCAUUGUCCCGUCAGUUUCUGAUCAAUUUCUACAUCCUGUGAACUCGCUGCAUGCAACAAAUGUGGGGAACAUUCACUGUUGCCGACAUUAUGCGGAGAGACAGGCUGUGGUUCAAUUGGGCGAACUCCAUGGCUGUAAAACGAGGGAAGGAUUUUCCUAGUUGGGGAAACAUGCUUGUAUAAUAAAGAAAAUAGACAGAACAUCCCACUAAAAUCACGGACAUGUGGCGGUGAAGAUGGGGGACUGGAACUUGUUGGGGAGUAUUUUAGAGGAGGUUCACAUUCACUCCACCAUUGUGGGGAAAAUCUGGCUUACCAUCCUGUUCAUAUUUCGGAUGUUGGUUCUUGGUGUGGCAGCUGAGGAUGUUUGGGUUGACGAGCAGAGUGAGUUCAUCUGCAACACGGACCAGCCAGGAUGCACGAACGUCUGCUAUGACCAGGCAUUCCCAAUAUCGCUUAUUCGCCUUUGGGUACUGCAGAUCAUUUUCGUGUCCUCGCCCUCUUUGGUGUACAUGGGACAUGCUCUGUACCGGCUGAAGUCUUUGGAAAAAGAGCGGCACAAGAGAAAAAUCCAGCUGAGAGCAGAGCUGGAAGAGACUGAGCCCCUUUUGGUGGAGUACAAGAAGUUGGAGAAGGAACUGAGAAGAUUAGAAGAGCAGAAGAAAAUAAAGAAGGCUCCUUUGAGGGGCUCCUUACUGCGCACAUAUAUAAUUCAUAUCCUCACCAGAUCAGUGGUGGAAGUGGCGUUCACUGUGGGGCAGUAUAUCUUAUAUGGGAUAGAACUGGAUCCUUUGUACAAGUGCGAGAGGGUGCCUUGCCCAAACAGUGUGGACUGUUACGUGUCUAGACCGACAGAGAAGACCGUCUUCAUGGUUUUCAUGAUUGUCAUCGCAGGGUUUUCUUUGUUCCUCAACCUCUUGGAAAUAUCUCACUUAGGAGUGAGGAAAAUUAAACAGACUCUAAUGGGUCUACAACUUGAGGACGAUGGUCUUUGCAAAGCAAAACGUCCUUCAGCUAUUCAGCAACUGUACGUGGUGACAGAUUUGUCGCCCAACAAAAACCCACAGUUGAAAACUUUCAUCCAACAGGGACAAAUGGACCCUCCACCAAUGUUUCUAACCAGUGCUUGUGCAGGUUCGAGUAAUGACGUGCCAAGGCACAACAGUAUUGUGGCGGCCACCCUCCCAGUGACCUGCAUAACCCAACAGCCUCGCCAAAUGCGACAACCCAGCCAAGGCAUGAUCCAUGAACUGCACUCCCAGGCUUCCAUGGACCAGCUCAAGGAUAGGGACAACCGAGACCAUCUAGGAAGCAGUAAUGGAUCGGAAAGGGACAUUAGGCUUUUAAACUCGACUCAAGAGGGUCAAUACGCCCAAGGGCCCUGCCAUCCUGAAAUACCAGCCUGCCUUCGCAAUGCUUUGCACAGGUCCAGCCACAUGCUGGUCAUGGGGGAUGAUGCUAUGGAUUCCUCCGAGAGUGACUACCAUCCGCAAAACAGGAAGGCCAGUUUCAUGGCCCGUAUGCCCUCGGAUAGCAUGUCCGGUAGUCCGUCCUGCCCAUCCACAAGGAGUUCAGAGUCCGAGCUGGGCUCCCUCAACAGCCUGCCCAUGAACUUACCUCCAGGAGGACGACGGAUGUCUAUGAGUGUGUUCUUGGAUAUCUCUUCCAUCAUGAAAAAGUGAAAGGGAUAAGGACAGGAAGGACAACAGGAAUGUAACAGGCCGUUCAUGAGCAGAAAUGAAUGGAGAUAUCAGCGACAAAGAGUAUAACUCUGAUCUGCUCUGUUUGGAAAGCACUGGUUUUAAUGCAGCUUUAUUAUGGAAUUAUUAGUGCUGUUUUACACUGUUUGUUUUUUAUUAUAAGCACCUUAAUUUACCAGUAAAGUAUGAUGUACAGCUUUUCCAUUAUUAAUUAUGGAAACCACAGGACAUAUAUUUCUAAGAGCUUCAGACCUACAGCCAGCUGGCAAAAAAAAUAAAACUUUUAAAAUAAUUUAGCUUACAUCCAUAAAAUAUGAUGCAAGCUGAAGAAAAUAAAUUUGUC
This is a messenger RNA of Xyrauchen texanus (razorback sucker), 2597 nucleotides long. RefSeq names its product gap junction alpha-10 protein-like. Gene Ontology annotation, cellular component: connexin complex. The coding region runs from base 791 to 2236 and encodes 481 amino acids. Gene Ontology annotation, biological process: cell communication. The transcript has 3 exons. The record is from RefSeq and is a predicted model, not a curated record. NCBI's taxonomy places the organism in Eukaryota, Metazoa, Chordata, Actinopteri, Cypriniformes, Catostomidae.